Molecule: messenger RNA, 3162 nt
Organism: Entamoeba dispar SAW760
Lineage: Eukaryota; Evosea; Mastigamoebida; Endamoebidae
Exons: 1
Coding region: 1-3162 (1053 amino acids)
Biological process (GO): signal transduction
Molecular function (GO): guanyl-nucleotide exchange factor activity; GTPase activator activity
Source: RefSeq, a predicted model, not a curated record
AUGUCAAAAACACCUCAAAAAGAAAUUAGUUCUAGUAAAUCUAACGGACAAGAUAAAAGUGAUAACCAAAUCACUAAUCAAUCUCUUAAAUCUAAUAAAAGUAAUAGUUCAACUAAUACUGAAAAUAGUACCUUUUCAGAACCAAUUCAAUACAACCAAAAAAAUGAAAUAAUCAAAGAAACAAUAACAGAAGAAAAAAGUAAGGAAAAUGAACUGAAUGAAAAUGAAAAAGUAGAAAAUCUUCAUAAAGUAAUUCCUAAUACUAAGAGAUUAAAAGACAAACCUAAAACUAAAAGUCACUUACACGAAGAAGAAAAAGUUGAUCAGACCAUUCAACAAACUAAAAGAGCUACAUUCUCUUCUGUAAGACUAAAAGAAGAUAAAGGUAUUAAUUCAAUAACUCCAAAAGAUGUUCUAGAAAGUAUAAACACAAAUGACCAAACAACUCCUAAACCUAUUACACUAAGUAUUACUCCACAUGACUCAAGAGAUUAUAGAAUUAAAAGUACAACAACAGCAUGGAGUAAUACUAAUAGAAAUCAAUUAAGAAAGUCAAUGAGUUUAUGCACGACUCAAAUUACAAGUAACACAUUAGAAGCUAUGAGGUCAAAUGUAAAAAUGUUUAACGAUAUGGUUAUUGAAGUAGAAAAUACAUACCAAAAAAUAAGUCAAGCAAGAGAUAGGAUAUUUGAAAUUGUUAAAUAUCAACAACAAACAAUAAAAUGUAAUGACUUUAUUAAGAACUAUUCUGACAUUUUAACUUCAAUUCAACAAAGUACUAGUCAUAUGUUAACUAAUGAAACAGGAGAUUUAGAGUCAUUAAAAGAAUUCACAGUUUAUAUGUCUGAUUUAUAUAUUGUUGGUUUUCAACAAUUUAAAAAUCAAACACAACAAUUAAAUCGUAUGAUGAAAGAGGGAAAGAAGUUUCUUGAAGAUAGUAAAACAUGUAUAAAGUCAAAAAAUGAAUUUGAUAAGAUACAUAAAGAAUAUCAAAAAAUUAAUGGAAAACUAAAUGAUGAAAAAGAUGAUAAAAAACAAAAAAUUAUUCAACAAACAAGAGAUGAUAUUAUUUCAAAAGGAAUUGGAGAAGGAAGAAAAGCUCUAGAAAUAUUUGACAAAAAUUUACAGAAGUAUUAUGAAAUACUACAAAAUAGUGGAAAACAUAUUUAUGAAACUAUUCAAAAUGGAAUGAAAGAAGUUCAUUCAAAAAUAGAGAAUUAUGAAGAUAAGAUAGAUUCUUGGAAAGCACUUGAUUUUUAUAAUGAAGAAUUUGAAGAGGGUGAAAUUAAACCAUGGAUGAAAUCACCUGAAAUUAAAAGAAUUAUAACAAAUGAAUUUAUGUAUGUUAAUACUCUAACCUUACUUAUUGAUAGAUAUUAUAUUGAUAUAUCUAAUAAUCCAGUAAUAGUACAAUGUGGUAUAUCAUUACAAGACAUGGAUACUAUUUUCACAGACAUUGUUCCACUAAUUCAUUGUCAUAAAAAUAUAUUAAUGAAAUUAAAAGAAUCUAAUCCAAAAGAAUUUUUGGAUUGUUACUCUGCUUAUUUUGGUCAAUUAUAUCAACAAUACCAUAACUAUCUCAAACAUUAUCAGAACAGUUUUAUUGUAUUAAAUAAGUUUAUGUCAAUUAAACGAUUUAAAGAAUGUGUUGAUAAUAUUGAUUUAAUUGAAGGAUUUGAAAUGAAAGAAUUAAUCACAGCACCAUUUAAUUAUAUCACAGAUUUCUUAGAAAAUUUAGAAAGAGUAACAACUGUUGAUAAGGAAGUAAUUAAUACUUUAAAGUAUGUCUUUGAAAAGUUAGCUAAAGAAAAAGAAAUAGUAAAAAAACAAAUUAUUGCAACAAGUUACAUUAUUAAAUUGAACAAUUUUAAAGGAAAUAUUAACCAAGAAAGAGAAUACUUUGGCAAAGUAGUUAUUUCUUCGGGCAAAUUGAAUGGAACAAUGUUUUUCUUUAGCGAUUAUCUUAUCUUUGCUAAGUCAGAGAAAGAAGGGUAUAGUGUCAUUGAAAUGUUUGAAACAUCUAAUUUAGAAAGGCUUAGAGUUGUUGAUAGAAAGACAAUAGAAAUUGGAUGUAAAGGAGAAAAUACAACAGAAAAUAUUAAAGGUAUUCAAUUUAGUAUGAAGGAAGAAACAGUAAAAGAUUUUAUGGAUUGUUUAAAUAAAGUACAAAAUAAAUUAACUUCGAAUGAUAUUUUUGGUAAAGAUAUUACAACAGCUACAAUUGCUAGAAAUGAACAACAAUGGUUAUUUCCUAAAAUUUUACAUGAAAUAUUUGAUCAAUGUGAAAAAGAUGCACCAGAACAAGAAGGAGUAUUAAGACUUUCAGCAAAUGUUGUUCAAAUGGAAAAAGAUAUGAAAAAAAUUAAUCGAAAAGAAGAAAUUGACGUAUCUAAAUUAAAUGUUCAUGAGAUGAUUAAUAUACUUAAGAGAUAUUGUAAUUCAAUUCCGAAUAAAUUACCAAAUGAAUUACAAACAAUAGUACUUGAUGAAUGUGCUUGUGAAAAAAUUAAAAAAAUAUUAAGAGAAAUGAAUAAUGAUGGGUAUUUGGCAUUUAUAGAACGAUUAUUUAGAUUACUUCAUCUUAUUGAAAUGAAAAAAGAAAUUAAUUUAAUGGGAUCAGAUAACUUAGCUAAAGUUAUUUCACCGAAUAUAUAUAUUGAUGAAGGAAUUAUAUUUGACAUCGAAAAAUUAACAAGAACUGUAAGAUUUAUGAUUGAAAAUUAUGAAGAAAUAUUUAGUCAAAUUAGAAACGAAAUGACAGAACGUAUUCGUAAAGGAAAUGAGUUAUCCAAACAAAUGGAAGCUUUAGAAAAUCAAAUGAAUAUGACAAAAUAUAAUGAAGAAUUAUCAAGUUCAUAUUUAAAAGGUAAAAAAGGAGUUUCAACAAAAGGAAUUACUCUUAAAGAUGUUUUAAUGCAAAGUGAAGUUGAACUAUAUGAAAACAAAAAGAAUAUAAAACGAUGGUUGGUAAUUUGUAGGACAGAAUUAAUAUUUAAGAAGAAUAUGGAAGACUUUGAGUCACUUAUCCAAUUACCAUUAAUUGGAUUAACAAUAAACAUAAAUGAAAAGAUACAAUUAAAAAAUGGGUCUCGUUCUGUCACAUUAGUUAAUUUUGAAAAUAAACCAUACUUUGAAUUGUUAAAAAAACUAAUUCUUAAUUGA